GGAAGCUAAGCUAUAGGACGUAGACCAGCUCGUCCCGUAGAAAGGCUUCACAUCUCAAGAACAUCCGGGGAUAUAGAACAUCUGAGGAAACAGAAACAGAAAUUCCAGGGGAAAAGUCCCAAAAGCUCUAACUGAGAGCUUACAGCCUCUCAGCCUCACAGCUCCUGAGGAAAACAGCCUUAAGUUUCUAAAGACUCAAAGAGAGAACAGCAUCACAGAUCCACGGAACCCCAGCUGAAACAUCUGCGAGCCUUGGCUGAAUUUUCUUCAACGGCCCCGUGUUGCAACUUCCCAAGGAGAAUCCUACAAAUAUGGGAAGCAAACCUUCCUGUGCCAACAUCUGAGGGACUUUCUAAUUGGCAGCGGUGAGGCUCUGGGCUUUGUUCUCCGAACAUCAAUCCUUUUGCAAAGCGAACCAUGAAGGUUACUCACCUGUUCUUGCUGGCUGUGGCUUUGCUGUGCCUGGUUUCUUCAGGUGCAGGAUUUGCCAACAGACCUCGUACUCGACGGGAGUGUUAUCAAGCCAAUGGAGGUUGCCGGUAUCGCAGGUGUAGCUUUCCCAUGAUGGAAAAAGGACGAUGUAACAGUCGCAAGAGAUGCUGUGUCAGGCAAGACAAUGACAGAAAUAGGGGGGAAAGCGAAACCUGGAAUCUCUGGGAUCCUUUGAAACAUUAGAGCUUCUCUGCGUACCCACAGCGGCUGGAUCCUGAGGCCCUUUCUGCUUUUUAUCUGCACCCAACAACGUCAUCCACUCCACCUCUCCAUUUGGCUUGUUAGCAAAGAACGCAAAGCCAUGCUUGCAUCCUUCAUGGUGAUUUCUGUCCUUGCUUUUUCCUUGCAAUUAAAGCACAUUUUGAAAAUUAAAA
Messenger RNA from Anolis carolinensis (green anole), 866 nucleotides. Its product is annotated as beta-defensin 1. The record is from RefSeq and is a predicted model, not a curated record. Bases 418 to 675 code for a protein of 85 amino acids. NCBI's taxonomy places the organism in Eukaryota, Metazoa, Chordata, Lepidosauria, Squamata, Anolidae. The transcript has 4 exons.